GAUGCCAGGCUCACGCUAAGGCUCGAGAUCUUGGCCGAUGCCUGGGCUCCAGGAAAGAUCCAGGAUGAACAGCGGGCAAUAGGAAGCUCUCGCUCCUCUUGCCCACCGGGUUGGGUCGCACGUAACCUAACAGACUUCUCAGGACUAGCUUGCCAUCGGCACCGCCACACCGGUCUAAUAUGGCCGCUAGUGCUGGGACAGGACUCGGCGCGUAAAGAGCAUGGACUAAGGUCCGGAGCCGGAGACCGCUCCCGGCAUUCCUCGCGGGUGUAGCGUGGGCACCCUUCCCCCACUUCCGGGUCCCGGGAGAAGGAGACCCUGGGGUCUUGAAGAGUGUCUCGAGGUUCCGCUGUUUGGUGCUAGGCGAAGAAUGGCAGAUCAUCCUGGGCAGUGAAUCACUGGCCUUGGGUAGCAAGGUGUAGCGAGAAGAUAGGUCAUCAGCACCACGGCCUGUUUUCUAGGGAGCCUUUUGGGUUAUCAGUAGUAGGAUUUAACUGGAGACUUGUCACCAUUGUUGCAGCUCGCAGAGACCUCGAAGUAGAGCCUUGUGUCACUGGAGCAGAGCUCUGGGACAGUGUAUAUGCAUCUUAAACUCAUCCAGGACUAGUGGGUCUUUGCUGACUUUGAGCCCGCAGUGAAUACCUCGCAAACAGGGUUGCAGGUUAAUAUGGCCCAGGGCUUGAUUGAAGUGGAGCGAAAGUUCGCUCCAGGGCCUGACACGGAGGAAAGGCUGCAGGAGUUGGGGGCCACCCUGGAGCACCGGGUCACCUUCCGAGACACAUACUAUGAUACCUCUGAGUUAAGCCUUAUGCUGUCUGACCACUGGCUGCGACAACGAGAAGGCAGUGGAUGGGAGCUCAAAUGUCCUGGAGUAACAGGUGUCUCAGGACCUCACAAUGAGUAUGUGGAAGUCACGUCAGAAGCUGCGAUUGUGGCCCGGCUCUUUGAACUGCUCGGGUCUGGGGAGCAGGAGACUGCAGGCGUGGCUGCUGUCCUAGGCCCGCUGAAGCUGCAGGAUGUAGCUAGUUUUAUAACUAAGCGAAGCUCCUGGAAGCUGGCCUUAUCUGGAGCCCAUGGCCAGGAGCCUCUGCUCACAGUGGACUUGGAUUCAACGGACUUCGGCUAUGCUGUGGGUGAGGUAGAGGCCAUGGUGCAUGAGAAGGCUGAAGUACCGACUGCCCUAGAGAAGAUCAUCAGCGUCAGUAGCAUGCUUGGAGUGCCAGCACAGGAGAAGGCACCCGCAAAGCUCAUGGUAUACCUACAGCGCUUCAGACCUCUGGAAUAUCAGCGCCUGCUAGAAGCAGGCAGUUCCAGUGAGGCCACAGGGGACUCAGCAUCCUGACAACAGUGUUCACCUUCUAAAAGGGAAGGUAACUCUAAAGCCACAUCCGGACCCACGGUGCCCCUUUCCCUUACCACGGAGCCACUUUCCCCUCCAGCUCUGCCUGGUCUUUCGCCCACUCUGAGCUAUCCUUCCUGGAGCCCUCCCUGGCUGCUUCCCUCAUCCGUCAGAUGCAAUCUGUGGGCCGCCCCUCUCCCCUGGCCGCUAAGCAGCCUCCAUUGAUUUCCGCUCGUGUUUAUAGGAUUUCCACUUAGCCGUGAUCAGUAGUUAAGCACAGGAAAAUCCCUUGCCACCCCCCCUCCCUUGGUCGAUGCCAUUGAUUCUGCCAGAGGCUCUGAAGCCGCCUUACAGCUGAGUUAGAGAUGAGGGGAAACAGCAGGGAUUUCCCUGCCCUGGGGUGUAGGGAAGAGUAAGAAGGUGGGGAAAAGGUUAGGAACUCCUUAAGGGAUCUAGAAAUUCCAGGCCUGCAGCUGCGCCUGGAGGGUAGAGUGCCCUGUGUGGCAGUUUAGAGAUAACAUUUGCUCUCCAACCCAGAGAGGGGUAGAAAGAAAAUGGUCAUGGUUGAGACAGGUUCCUAGGGUUCCAGGAAGUCAUACUUCCUGUGGAGAAGGCUCCACCCUUGCUCUCACACAUUUUUUUUUUUUUCUCAAUUAGGUCAAAACAGGCCUUUCUUCCCUCCUCAUGCUUCAUAGACUUUAUUUGUUGGAGAGGAGGCAGGCUCUCUACAUUGCCAAGACAAAUAUAGGGUCUGAGUGCCACCUGCUGGUGGCCCUCAGGGCUGUGUGCCAAGCUGAGGGUGCAGAAAGAUUUCAGAGGAGCCGAGGCAGAUAUGAGGCAGGCGAGCUUAGGGAACAGCUUUGCAGCCUGGCACUCCGCUUGGUUUGAGCUAUGCAUGCCUCUCAUCUCACUGCCACUUGGCAUCCUAGGGCCCUCAGCUGCAGACACCGUGCACACACAUUCUUCUCUAACAGUGCAGCCAGGACCCCGCCUAUAUCGAGUAGCACUUAGAGCCCACUUCAGACAGUAAGUAAAUCUCUCUUUCCCCAACCGCCAUCAGAACUCCCCUUCUGUGGACCGUUUUAUUCAAACACUUUAAAACAUCCCCCAAAGUAGGGAGCUGAUUAGGCCUAGGUGGGUUUCGGGUGCAAGCACAGUAAGGUAACCGUGCUCUUUGGAGGACCUUUUAAGGAGAACUUCCCUAGUGACCGUCCUAUGCCUAUGCCAAAUGAGUUAGCUUAUGCUUAAAAUCAGCUGCAUCAUGGGGAGGGUCCCGCACAGAAGAGGAAAGGCUUACAGAAUCCAAGCCUGUCAAUGAAAACAGAGAAUCACUCAAAUUAUGCCACUCUGCAGCUAACACCUCCGUUCCCUGAGACUUUAUUAAAGGAACACCGGGCAGCUACCCUGGGCCCUUAAGUCUGUGGUCAUCACCCGUUUACAUAGCCUUUCUAAUUUGUACACUCACUUUGCUUUUAAAUAAAGUUUCCUUGUUACUUUGCAAUUUAUGUGGGUCUUUG
Mus pahari (shrew mouse) is the source of this 2856-nucleotide messenger RNA. RefSeq names its product thiamine triphosphatase (gene Thtpa). The transcript has 2 exons. The record is from RefSeq and is a predicted model, not a curated record. Gene Ontology annotation, biological process: thiamine diphosphate metabolic process; dephosphorylation; thiamine metabolic process. NCBI's taxonomy places the organism in Eukaryota, Metazoa, Chordata, Mammalia, Rodentia, Muridae. The coding region runs from base 668 to 1342 and encodes 224 amino acids. Gene Ontology annotation, molecular function: magnesium ion binding; thiamine triphosphate phosphatase activity.